AUGGCGCCGCGUAAGAAGACCGAAGAAAAGGCCUCAGCCAACGAGGCAGCAGACAUGGUGCUACUCUACUUGCGCAAGCAGAACCGUCCAUACUCUGCCAUCGACAUCUCAGCCAACUUGCACAACAAAGUGACCAAAGCUGCCGCAGCCAAGAUUCUCAAAGAUUUAUACGAGCAAAAGUUGAUUGAGGGAAGGACUGCAGGAAAACAUAUUGUAUAUCAUGCUUUACAGGACGCAGCAGACACAUGUACACCGGAACAACUCGCAGCCCUUGACGCUGAAAUAGACAAUUUGCGCACGCAAACCGCCGCUCUAAAUGCCACGGCCAAGACUCUGCGGUGCACGCUUGCGUCAGUGACUUCGACGCUGAGCACGGCGGAUCUGAUUGCAAGCGUGGAUUUGUUGGAGAGGGAAAAGGUGGAGAUUGAAGAGAGGCUGGAUGGGUUGAGGAAGGGGAAGGCGAGGAUGGUGACACCAGCGGAACGUCAAGCUAUUGAGCAAUCGUGGAAGAAGAGUGUGAGGACGGCUAAGAAUCGAGAAAAGAUUGCGCGUGAAAUGUGGAAGAUUAUUGCGGACAACUUGCCGGAUGACGAGGCAAGGGAGGAGCAUAGGGAGAUGUUUGAUUUGGAUGGGUAGUGAGAUCCAUGUGUAGUGAGUAGAGACGAAAUGUAGCAACCAUGCUAUGCAUAAAUGGUCGAGAGAAGUUAAAAUGAGAGGGAUUCAAAGAAGAAACAAGAGCAGAUGCAAUCAAGAUACCAACUAUUCAUGUUUAAUUUAAUGGUCAUUGUCCCAUGGUCGUAGUAUGCAUUAUGUACAAUCAGGUAUCCAGAAUCUGUCGUUAGAUUUCUUCAGUUGAUGAGAGAACAACAGACGUAGUGAAAGAAAGAAGAAAACGCCCUUGUGCAAUGCAAACACCCACCCACAUGCCAUGACGGGAAUCAAUAUGCCAAGCAACAAAGCAUCAAAAGUGGAUUCAACAGAGACGUAUCUGGUAUGCAAAGUUUUUA
Messenger RNA from Bipolaris sorokiniana ND90Pr, 1007 nucleotides. RefSeq lists its product as uncharacterized. The record is from RefSeq and is a predicted model, not a curated record. Gene Ontology annotation, biological process: meiotic joint molecule formation; homologous chromosome pairing at meiosis; meiotic strand invasion involved in reciprocal meiotic recombination. The transcript is spliced from 6 exons. Gene Ontology annotation, molecular function: double-stranded DNA binding; recombinase activator activity. Gene Ontology annotation, cellular component: DNA recombinase auxiliary factor complex; condensed nuclear chromosome. Bases 1 to 636 code for a protein of 211 amino acids. NCBI's taxonomy places the organism in Eukaryota, Fungi, Ascomycota, Dothideomycetes, Pleosporales, Pleosporaceae.